This is a messenger RNA of Adineta ricciae, 468 nucleotides long. The record is from the annotation of a GenBank genome assembly. NCBI's taxonomy places the organism in Eukaryota, Metazoa, Rotifera, Eurotatoria, Adinetida, Adinetidae.
AUGAUGCAAGUACAUAAGUAUAAUUAUUUAUAUUUCACCAUUGCAAUUAUCCUGAUAUCUGCUAUCAAUAUAAACGAGGUAUCGGGAUGUGAAUGUCCAGAGAAAGAUGCCAGGAAUUAUGUGCGUGUUGAUAUGGGUGUUCUGCAAGACGAUGGGCGAUUGAAAUGUUGGUAUGUGGCCAACGCUGGAGAUGAUCGUGGCAAUUUCACUUGUUCGUACUACGCUAACUGUAGUAUUUCGAAUGAUAGUGACGACAGAAAUUGCGUUACUGUGAUCAACGUGGGAAUAUCAACAGCAAUUAUGACAUCAUCCACAACAGUUACAACUGCAGUGUCAACGACAACGACAACGACAACAAACCAACUAUCGGGGAGUGAAAGGCUUCUAAGUAACAGUCGGACAAGCAUCUGCGCACUCACUGCUAUAAUUAUGCUCAUUUUAAAUAUAAAAUCUUCUGUUAUUGCUUGA